This is a messenger RNA of Impatiens glandulifera, 3755 nucleotides long. RefSeq lists its product as uncharacterized. The record is from RefSeq and is a predicted model, not a curated record. Lineage: Eukaryota; Viridiplantae; Streptophyta; Magnoliopsida; Ericales; Balsaminaceae. Bases 198 to 3671 code for a protein of 1157 amino acids. The transcript is spliced from 5 exons.
UUUUUGCAAUAUCAACAUAAAUCCCCUGUUUUUGAAUACAAUAGUGUUUGCAUUAUCCGAUGUUUCUAGUUAAAUAGCCCUAACAUUUGCAAUAUCCAUAAUAUUUAUUAUUUCAAUCUACCACCAACUACCCAUGUACUUGUCUAGUUUUUUUCUUUAAUUACUUUAUCUUCUACAUUUUGUCUAUAAUCUCAUACAUGUAUGAUGUAUUUCUCUUUCUUCUAUCCAUAUUCUUAGAUGAUCUUCAUCCUUUGAUCAACAAUAUCAAGUUCAUAAUACACCAAGAUUAUAUCUAUAAAUAUAAAAUGAGGUUUGAUCGAAUAUGGAUGUACAAUAAAAAACCUGAAUGCAUGGAAGAUUAUUUGAAAGGUUUGGAUGAGUUCAUUUCAUUUGCUACAACUCAACUAGGUUAUAUGGAUGGUGAAAAAAUAAGGUGUCCUUGUCGAAAAUGUCGAAUUCAAAAGUUCAUAACGUCUGAUAUGUGCCAUCAACAUUUGAUGAGGCAUGGAUUCAUGGACAACUAUUACACAUGGGCUGCUAAUGGGGAACCUCUUCAAAACUCACAAGUAUACAACUAUCAACGUACACGACCUUCGCUCGGUAACAAUGAAAGAUCAAAUGCUUAUGAGUCAAUGAUAUAUGACAUGGCAUCAAGUUCCCAACCAGAUGUGGGAGAUGAAGGUACUACCAAUUUCACUACACCACAUAUUUUAUCUGAAAGGUUCUGGAAAGCAUUGAAUGCAGCACAUCAACCCAUAUGGCCUGGUCAUGAAAGCGAGAGUAAACUAUCAGCAACGGUAAAACAACUAAAUAUGAAAUCUGAGAACAAUUUGUCUGAUCGUGCUGUAAAUCAAAAUCUGGACUACAUUAGAUCAUUGUUACCCAAAAAUAAUUGUAUGCCAGAUAGUUUUUAUAGCAUGAAGAAAUUGGUUGAAGAUUUGGGUUUGCCCGUGAUAAGAAUCGAUGUAUGUAAAGAUAAUUGCAUGCUUUAUUGGGGUGAAGAUAUUGAUAAACAAUCAUGCAGGUUUUGUAAUCUUUCCCGAUAUAAAGAAGACGUUGUUAAACCGAAGCCCCAUAAACAACUUUUUUACUUACCUCUUGCUCCCAGAUUGCAGAGGUUAUACGCAUCAAAUGUUACAGCCGCUCACAUGACAUGGCAUGGUCGUCAUGUUAACAAACCUGGGAUGAUGUGUCAUCCUUCUGAUGGAGAGGCUUGGAAGUGGUUUGAUCAUCAUUAUCCAAUAUUUGCACUUGAGCAUCGAAAUAUUCGACUCGGCCUUUGUUCUGAUGGAUUCGCUCCUUUCGGCCAGUUUGGAAAAGUAUAUUCAUGCUGGCCAGUAAUUCUAACACCUUAUAAUCUUCCACCAGGCAUGUGUAUGAAGUCACCGUAUAUGUUCAUUUCACUAAUUAUUCCCGGGCCGAAAAGUCCACAAAGAAAUAUUGAUAUUUUUCUUCAACCGUUGAUAGAGGAGUUACAAAUGUUGUGGAAUGUCGGUGUUCCUACCUAUGAUGUCUCCCGGGGUGAAACAUUUAACAUGAAAGCAAUGUUGUUGUGGACUAUUAGUGAUUUUCCUGCUUACGGAAUGUUGUCAGGCUGGAGCACUCAUGGAAUUGAUGGUUGUCCAAUAUGUAUGAAAAAAUCAAAAUCUUUUCGAUUAAAAUAUGGGCGAAAGGCUUGUUAUUUUGAUUGUCAUAGACAAUUUUUGUCGCCGGAGCAUCCUUAUAGAAAUGACACACAACAUUUUACAAAAGACCGCGUGGAAACAACUCUUCACCCCCCUAUAAAAGAUGGCAAUGAAAUAUGGUCGGAAAUUUCACAUUAUAAGCUUGCAAGUGAAACUCCCCAUGAUUACCCUCAUGGAUUUGGCGAUUAUCACAAGUGGACUAAGAGAAGUAUAUUCUGGGAGCUUCCGUAUUGGAAAAAACUUCUCAUUCGACAUAACUUGGAUUUUAUGCAUAUUGAAAAGAAUGUGUUUGAAAAUAUUAUAAACACGGUUAUGAAUGUGAAGGGUAAGACGAAGGAUAAUAUUAAUGCGAGGAAGGAUAUGUUUGUUGUGUGUAAUCGUCCAGAGCUACAUCUUGAUCCUGAUACAAUGUCUCAUAAGCCUAAGAAGGCUUCUUAUACCUUGACGAAGGCAGAAAAUAUCAUAAUUUGCAAAUGGCUCAAGACUUUGAAAUUCCCAGAUGGUUAUGCGUCCAAUUUGUCAAGAUGCGUUGAUACAACCGAAUCUAGGUUGAUUGGAUUCAAAAGUCAUGAUUGUCAUGUGUUUUUGGAAAGGUUAUUGCCAAUUGCAUUCAAACGAUUAUUACCUCAAUUUGUUUGGGGAGUCUUGACUGAUUUAAGUAAUUUCAUGCAUGACCUUAAUUGUUCAAGUCUGAGCUUAGACAAAGUGGAUAACUUACAAUCUCAAAUUCCUAUAAUUUUAUGCAACUUGGAGAAGAUUUUCCCGCCUUCCUUUUUUGAUUCAAUGGAACAUCUACUAAUACACUUACCAUAUGAAGCCAAAAUAGGAGGUCCUGUACAAUACAGAUGGAUGUAUCCCUUCGAGAGGUUUUUGAAGAGUGUGAAGAAUAAGGUGAAAAAUAAAGCUAGGAUUGAAGCAUCCAUAUGCAAUGCCUAUAUUCUUGAAGAAAUAUCAACAUUUGCUUCAUAUUAUUUUGAAUCGAAUGUAAAUUGCAAACAAAGACAACCUCCGAGGAACACCGAAGGGUCAGUGAACAUAAAUGAACAACCAAUUUCAAUUUUCAAUUACUUAGGACGUGGAAGUGGUGGUUCAAAGAGAUUUCUAACUAGCAAAGAAACAUUAGUGGCUCACACGUAUGUCCUACUAAAUUGUCCGGAGGUGGAUUCAUAUUAUAGAACUUUUUGCACCAUGAAUGUUGGAGUCGAUCUUGAAGAAAUAGAUUGUCAAUUCUCAUCAUGGUUUCGGUCAAAGGUUUUACAAGAUCAAAGGGGGGUUAUUGAUAAAGAACUAUCUUAUUUCAUAUCAUUUGGUCCCAAGACUCCAACAACUAGAUAUUCAACAUACUUCAUUAAUGGUUAUGUGUGGAGGGCUGGUGAUUACGGAUCUAAUAAAUCAACCAUGAAUAGUGGUAUUUGCGUUCAUGCAAAUGAUUCUGAUUAUUAUGGGCUUUUGGAGGAGAUUAUUGAAUUAGAAUAUCCUGGUCCAUGCUUACAUGUAGUUCUAUUCAAAUGUUUAUGGUUUGAUCCUAUUAGAGGUACUAGAGUUAAUGACACAUAUAGACUGAUUGAGGUGAACAUGAAUCGUACAUAUACUAAAUACGAUCCAUUUGUUCUUGCUCAACAAGCUAUACAAGUGUACUAUUCGAACUAUCCAACCCCAACGAAUGAUCGUAAUUCAUCAUGGAUGGCUGUUUGUAAAACAAAAGCAAGAGCAAAGAUAGAGGACAUAUGGACAAAUGAAGUGGUGUAUCAAAAUGAGUAUCCUACCAUAGAAUUGUAUAUUCCCCUAAAUAUUCCCUUGUAUGAUGUCAAUGAUUUGAGUGAUCCAAAUGUUUUAAAUGGUGAGUUAGAUGGAUUAGAGGAAACUGGAUUACAUGGAAGUGGUGCAGAGGGAAGUGAAGAUCGAGAAAGUGAUUCAGAUAUAAGUACAAAUGGAGAAGUUGAAGAUAGAGGAGACGAAGAACAAUCAGGAGAUGACAUAUUUUAAUGUUGUUGUUUGAAAACUAAUGUUGAUGUACUUACAUAUUUUAAUGUUGUUGUUUCAAAACUAAUGCUUAUGUACUUGCAUAUU